AUGAUCGACUCCUCACCAACACCUCCAACAGCAGCAGAGGCUCAUCAUCAGCUGAUGGAUGAAAAUAACCACCACUCCGAAGAACAAGCUCAAUAUGAAAGCAAUGUUAUGACAAGUAGUAGCAGUAGUGGUAUUACUUCUACGAGUAAUGUUACACCUGUUACCAAUGGUAGCAACAAUAAUUCUCAACAACAACAAACCACCUCCGAUGAUGUUUCAACAAUGGCUGAUUCCGUGAUGACGAGUGAUCAAGCUGUGGAAGAGAAUAAUGCCUCCCUCUCACAGCAAACAUCACCUUCGCAACAACAGACUCUGUCAGCAAAUUUGGAUAAUUAUAAUUUACAAUAUUAUUAUAACAUUUCAGAAAUUGAGAUUCAACCUUUUCAAGUGAAAAUCGGAUGGCUAGAAGGAGAUUUAUUUAAACAUUUCUCAAAUUAUUACCAUAAAUACGGAGCUGAUGAUGAUGAAUAUCAGUCUCUCAUCGGAUGUCCAUUCUCAGAUAUGAUUGUAGAGUGUCAAAUUUGUUUUGAAGAUGGAACACCAUUGUGCAUACCAAGUUUAACAAGUCAUGUGGUGUUAAAAGAAGGCAGAAGACAAUGGGAAGAGUGGAUUCACUUUCCAAUUAAAUUUAAUGAAAUCCCUUCCAAAGCAAAUAUUUGUUUCACAAUUUAUGAUGUUUACUCUCCAACUCAAAUGGUGACAAUAGGUAGUAGUUGUUUACCACUCUUUGGAAAGAAAGGAAGAUUGAAAUCUGGUAAAUAUAGAAUUCCUCUAUUUCCACACAAGAGCGUUGACGAAAUACUUAAUGAGAAGUAUAGUACCAAAGCAUGUAGAGACGAACUUUCUAUGGUUGAAAAGUUUGAAGCCAAAUCAAAGCAACAAAACAUAUUGGGUCAAAGCAAUACCAUUCCAAAGAACAGCAAUCUUUACAAGUUCUUUGCAGGAGCCAACUCACAAAACAAUGCUGCUACUAAUAAUCAACCCAACUCCAAUUCUACCCUUGCUCCAAUGAGCUCCAAUGGUAGUAUUAUUGUAGAAAACAAUUCUGAAGGAGCGUAUGCUGCAUCUUCUAAUUUAGCUUGGUUAGACCGCUUUACAAAUAAUCGGAAAGAACAGUUGAAGGAGAAAAAGUUUCACUCGAGCUCUAUUGAAACAUUCUUGAACAUUGAAUUACCAUCAUUUGAUAGACGAGUAGUAGAUUUUGAUUAUUUAUCGAAUUUAUCGAACACAUCAGAGGAAAUGCCAUACUCAUUCUACUCUGGCUUUACUAGAUUUCCUGGAUUAAUGUUACCAAAUAAUAUUGCAACACCAAAGAUAGCAGCAUCCAUGACAAAAGUGAAAUAUGCAGAAGAUACAAAAGAUCACUUUAGAAGUGAGACCAUUAGUACUAAAUACCAAUUCAUUGACGAUCCAGAAGCCAAACAAACAAACUUGGCGGAAGAAAAGCACUUGAAAUUGAGCAUCAAUCUUUCGAGUGGACUUAUCGACACAAAUCUCAAACCCAAUGCGACUGAAACAAAAAAGAUUCAAAAGAUCUUGGAUUACCCUCCUCUUCAUGAAAUGUCAACUGAGGAUAAAAGUUUGUUAUGGAAGUACAGAUACUACUUGAGAUCAAAUAAGAGAGCACUAACAAAGUUUUUAAGAUGUGUUGACUGGAACUAUUUGGCACAACAGAAAGAGGCUGAAAAGUUGAUUCCACAAUGGUCUGAAAUUGAUACUGUCGACGCACUUGAAUUGUUGUCCAGAUUUUUCAAGAAUGUAAAAGUGGUCAGAGAUUAUGCAGUUAAAAUUUUGAGAAAAGCGGAUGAUGCAGCAAUUUUGGAUGUGUUGUUGCAAUUAGUUCAAGCAUUGAGAUAUGAGGUCGAAGUUAACUCGGUGAAGCUUUAUGAGUCAGAACUCGCUCAAUUCCUUUUAGAACGAGCAAGUGUAAAUUUCCAUGUUGCAAACAAUUUGAAUUGGUAUCUUGCUGUUGAAACUGAAGAUCCAAACUUUGGUGAACAUUUCAUGGAACUCAGACACAAAUUCUUUAUUCAUCUCAAAAAGAAUUCUCCUCUAUUCCUUGAAAAGAUUAUUAGACAGGGAAGGAUGGUGGAUACGCUCAGCAAAAUUGGUUACUAUAUUAAGGGUUUGAAAAUUUCAAGACCAGAAAAGAUCACAAUUUUCAAGAAGAUUUUGUCAGCAAAAGGAGAAAUCCCAUUUAUUCAAUCCGAUAGCAAGGAACAACUAACAUGGAACGAUAUUUUCCUUGCAAACAUUUCAAAAAAUUAUCCAGAGGAGCCUUUGCCAAUUCCACUUAAUCCUGAAGUCAAAGUGAAUGGAUUAUUUGCAGAAGAUUCAACAAUUUUCAAGAGCGCUCAAAGCCCUCUCAUGAUUCCAUUUUCAGAUAUUGAGGGAAAGAAGUAUAGUGUUAUUGUGAAGAUUGGAGACGACUUGCGACAAGAUCAGUUGGUCAUGCAGCUUAUAUUGCUCAUGGACAAGUUGUUGAAGAAUAACGGUUUGGAUUUGAAGUUGACUCCUUAUUCUGUAUUGGCCUUCAGCCCAAGUUUUGGCUGUUUGGAGUGUGUUCCUAACUGUGCGGCAAUUUCUACGGUCAUUGAUAAAGGCGAUAUAAGAGGAUGGCUUCGAAAACACAAUCCAGAGGAUGAAGACUUUCACAAUGCAUGUCAAAACUUUGUUAAGAGUUGUGCUGGUUACUGUGUGAUCACGUACAUCUUGGGUAUUGGUGACCGUCACUUGGACAAUGUGCUAAUCACUCAUCAAGGUCAUUUGUUCCAUAUUGAUUUUGGCUUUAUUUUGGGAAGAGAUCCAAAACCGUUCCCACCACCAAUGAAGUUGUGUAAGGAAAUGGUUGAAGGAAUGGGAGGAAGCAAGAGCGAGGGUUACAUCAAAUUCAAAGAAUUGUGUGUGACUGCUUACAAUAUUCUGAGAAAAUCAGCUCACUUAAUUUUGAACAUGUUUAUUCUCAUGGUUGACGCAAACAUUAGAGACAUUGAGCAUGGAGCAGCAGCCGAUCCUAUUAGGAAUAUCAUGAAAGUUCAAGAGAAAUUCAGGGUUGACUUGAAUGACCAAGAUGCCAACGCAUACAUGCAAAGUAUUAUCAAUGAAAGUGAAAAGGCACUCUUCCCUCAAUUAAUGGAAAACAUUCACCGAUGGGCUCAGUAUUGGAGGUCGUAA
This is a messenger RNA of Naegleria fowleri, 3174 nucleotides long. RefSeq lists its product as uncharacterized. Gene Ontology annotation, biological process: autophagy of peroxisome; phosphatidylinositol-3-phosphate biosynthetic process; endocytosis. The transcript has 2 exons. Gene Ontology annotation, cellular component: phosphatidylinositol 3-kinase complex, class III, type II; phosphatidylinositol 3-kinase complex, class III, type I; cytoplasm. Bases 1 to 3174 code for a protein of 1057 amino acids. Gene Ontology annotation, molecular function: 1-phosphatidylinositol-3-kinase activity. The record is from RefSeq and is a predicted model, not a curated record. NCBI's taxonomy places the organism in Eukaryota, Heterolobosea, Eutetramitea, Acrasida, Naegleriidae.